AUGCUCCUCGGAGAUGAAUCUUUCUGGGAUGAUUUCCCACAUAUGGGAUUUUCCAUCAAGCCAGCCUGGCGGAUGUCAAAGAAGGGAAAUUUGCAUGACUGUACGAAGUCUGGUCUCUGGAGACCACGUUACGACCUGGUAGCGAUCCGUUCGGGUCAAUGGUUUUAUGUUGGUCAAUUCGCGCGCAUAGCGAUCGAGCCACUUAGCGUGGAGACUUUUGUGGCCCUGGAAGAGAAGGUCCGCGAUAGAGUUAUUGGCUUAUCCGGUAGCAAAAGGCAUCUACGCGAGAUUCGCUCGAUGUAUGAACGCGGGGAGUUAAUGGCGUCCAAGAUCAGUUUCAAGCGUAUAGGCUUCAAUGAGGAUGUCAGAAGGUAUCUCCUUGACAGUGCGCCGAGCCACGAGAACAGCCCAUCUCUUACGACUGGUUUGUUCGACGUGGCUGGCGCACAGCCUCGAGAGGAAGUACUAUCGGACGAUGAAGACGACGACGAGUAG
Molecule: messenger RNA, 495 nt
Organism: Fibroporia radiculosa
Lineage: Eukaryota; Fungi; Basidiomycota; Agaricomycetes; Polyporales; Fibroporiaceae
Exons: 2
Coding region: 1-495 (164 amino acids)
Source: RefSeq, a predicted model, not a curated record